AUGAGGCGCGGACCAAAGACCCCAUACCCCAACCUCCACCACCCCCUCCUCCCCCGCCCCCUUCUCCCCCUCCCUCGCUUCCCGCUCCCCCACCUCCCCCGCCCCCUCCUCCCCGUCCCCCGCCCCCCCCCCUCCCCCGCCCCCCCCCUCCCCCGCCCCCCCCCUCCUCCUGCCCACCCACCCCCCGCCCCGCCCGCACCACCCCCCGCCCCGCCCGCACCACCCCCCGCCUCCCUCGCCUACCCCUCCCCACCUCCCCCUCCUUCCCCUCCCCUUCCUCCCCCUCCUCCCCCUCCCCCUCCCCCUCCUCCCCCUCCCCCUCCUCCUCCCCCUCCCUCCCCCCCCUCCUCCUCCCCCUCCCUCCCCCCCCUCCUCCUCCCCCCCCCCUCCCUUCUCUCUCCCUUCGCUGCUUGA
Messenger RNA from Closterium sp. NIES-65, 414 nucleotides. NCBI's taxonomy places the organism in Eukaryota, Viridiplantae, Streptophyta, Zygnematophyceae, Desmidiales, Closteriaceae. The record is from the annotation of a GenBank genome assembly.